Molecule: messenger RNA, 1182 nt
Organism: Hibiscus syriacus
Lineage: Eukaryota; Viridiplantae; Streptophyta; Magnoliopsida; Malvales; Malvaceae
Product: transcription factor CYCLOIDEA-like
Exons: 2
Coding region: 1-1182 (393 amino acids)
Biological process (GO): regulation of secondary shoot formation
Cellular component (GO): nucleus
Molecular function (GO): DNA-binding transcription factor activity; sequence-specific DNA binding
Source: RefSeq, a predicted model, not a curated record
AUGUUCUUUCCAAGUUCAACUAACAACUAUAAUGUCGACCCUUUUUCUCACCUUCCUUCUUCAUCUUACUAUCUUCCCCUUUCAAGUCACCAACCUAAUGAUAAUGGUUUCCUUAAUCACCGCCACCAUGAUCUGGUGUCGGCUUCUUCUUUGUUUCCCUCCGUUGUAAAUCAUCAGCAGCCCAACCUCAACGAGACUUUACUCAACAUGGCGCUUUUUAACAAGGACGGGGACCAUGGAGUAGUUGGUUUUGGCGGAGGUCCUCCUCCGGGGUUUGGUUUCCCUGUCAAGAAGGCUAUGAAGAAAGAUCGGCACAGAAAAAUUUGCACUGCGCAAGGGGUGAGGGAUAGGAGGGUGAGACUGUCCAUAGAGAUCGCCCGUGAUUUCUUUGAUCUGCAAGACAGGCUAGGGUUUGGCAAAGCGAGCCAGACAGUAGAGUGGCUGCUUAGGAAUUCGAGGAGCGCCAUUAGAGAGCUGGCGAAGAUGAAGCAGUGUGGGAAUGUUGGUUGUGCCGGUUCUGGUCCAACGAGCUUGUUGUCUCUCGUCUCCGGUGACGAUGAUCGGUACGAAAUGGGAGCUAAGAAUCGAGUGCUCAAUGUCGGUGGAGGAGAAAGUAACUCGGCUGAGCUAGAGGGCGUCGUUUCAAACAAGAAACGGAUGAAGAAGUUAGAGAAAUUAGCAGCAAGCCCUCUUAAAGAGUCGAGAGCAAAGGCAAGGGCAAGAGCAAGGGCAAGGACUAGAGAAAAGAUGAACAGCAGUACUACUAGAACUCAUGAGUGGAAAACAUGCCCAGAUUCAAGCCCUCAUCCGUUGAGGUCUUUCACCGAACUUGAACCAUCCAAGAAACCAUAUCAUUUAGCUCAUGGCUACAAGGCCCACAACAACAGCAACCCCAGCAUGGCAUCGUCUUCCUUUAAAGUUGUGGCUCAUCAAGUUGAGCAACCUAGUGCAGCAUCAACAGAAAAUGUUAUCGAGCAAUCUAUACUGAUCAGAAGGAUGUUGAAGCCGUCAACAGUUUUGGGUUAUCAGCAAAACCUUGCAACUUCGAAGGAUGCUAACUGCAACAGCAGCCCCAAUUUGUCUCAGAAUUGGGAUAUUAAUGGUGCAAUGGCUCAUUCUACUCUCUUUGCUAUAACUAAUGUUAAUCAUUCAACAGGAGCUCAACUGUAUGGCAAACCCUGA